This is a messenger RNA of Physella acuta, 582 nucleotides long. RefSeq names its product ankyrin repeat domain-containing protein 50-like. The record is from RefSeq and is a predicted model, not a curated record. NCBI's taxonomy places the organism in Eukaryota, Metazoa, Mollusca, Gastropoda, Physidae. Gene Ontology annotation, molecular function: protein binding.
AUGGCAAUCCCUGAUGAUUCAACAUGGAAACUAUUCAUCCACGCUGCACUGGAUGGAUCUGUAAAUGUAAUAGAACAGUACAUAAAGGCCGGGUUCUACGUUGAUUCGCCAGUCGUUGGGGGACUAACGGCUCUAAUGAUAGCGUCUAAUGAAGGUCACUUGGACGUCAUUAACAUGCUUAUUACCUGCGGUGCUGAUGUGGAUGCAGUGACAGCUACCGGCGAAACUGCGCUAAUCUUUGCUGUAAGGGGCGGUCAGGUCGAAGCUGUGCGGGUACUGCUUCAAGCUGGAGCUGAUGUCAACGCGGCGAUAAACACAGGGAUUACGGCUCUCAUGAUAGCGGCAUCGAAAAGCCAUUUCAAGAUCUUAGAUAUGUUAAUACAACACGGUGCGUUGGUGAACUUAUCUGAUGAAAACAACAGCACCGCUCUACUUCAUUUAGCCAUCUCCGGAAAUGUUGAUUGUUUAAAGUUGUUAAUUCAAGCUCAAGUGGAUGUCAAUCACACCAAUACACAAGGUAUGACGGCUCUGAACAUUACUUUAUACGGAGGACAUUUGGAUUUGAUUCAGAUUUUGAUUUAA